Messenger RNA from Mytilus californianus (California mussel), 3980 nucleotides. RefSeq lists its product as uncharacterized. The transcript has 2 exons. Lineage: Eukaryota; Metazoa; Mollusca; Bivalvia; Mytilida; Mytilidae. Bases 85 to 3315 code for a protein of 1076 amino acids. The record is from RefSeq and is a predicted model, not a curated record. Gene Ontology annotation, cellular component: nucleus.
CAAGCGAAACCACAAACAAGACCAGAGAACCUAGGUUUGUUGGAAGUAGAAACGAGUAUAUUGCUUCUUCAGUUUAGAGGUACAAUGACACAAGCUCAGAUAUGUCGCGGAGACCAAAACAACAUGACAAUAUUUUCUAUUCCUAUGGCAUCAUUUACCUGUAAUGAAACAGAACAGGUCAUUUACAAAGUAGAAUUGGGACAUCCAGCUCAUGGAGAAAUUUCAGCUUUAGAAGAUAUACAGUGUGAAGAAAAGCUAUUUGAAUUACCACUAGCUUCAGAAAAAGAAAUGGCUUCAUCGAUCAAAAGUGCAAAACGUGGAAGGAAAAAAAAAACAGGUGAUGAUUUAAAAUGUGAUAUCUGUGGAAAACAGUAUGCCUGCUUGAAACAAUUGACUACUCAUAAAAAAUACCAUUCAGAUAAAAGACCGUAUGAAUGUUCCGUUGUUGAAUGUGUUAAAAAGUUUAAAUUUGCGAGUGAUUUGUCAAGACACAUGCGUAUCCAUACAAACUCACGGCCAUACAAAUGUAGUUAUUGUGAUAUGGCAUUUACCCAGUGUAGUGCCCGAAAUCACCAUCAUAGACUACACACUGGUGAAAAACCGUACAAAUGUCAACAGUGUGAUGCUAGUUUCAUACAGUCUGGAUCCCUGACUAAUCACAUGAUAAAACAUACCAACGAACUUAACUAUCAAUGUGAAGACUGUUUAAACACGUUCAAAAGUAGGAAGGCCCUUCUUAGACACAAGAAAAUCCAUAAACCGACUAGAGAUUACCAAUGUCAGUAUUGUUGGAGAGAAUACUGCCAGAAAUAUGAAUUGCAGCGACACUCAAAGGUAUGUAAGUUCAAAGACAAUCACCUACAAGAGAAAUUUGACCUUGAAAAAGUGAUUACAGAGGUUACUGAAAUUGAAUCCCGAAAAAUUGAUGAGGAAAAGGAAGAAGACAAUCAAGAUCUGCCUUUGAAUCAAGAUUUAAAUGAUGAGGAAAAGUUAGAAGACAAUCAAGAGUCCUCCAAGACGCAAGAAAGCAAUGAAAAAUCAUCCAAACAUUUGGUAAAGCCCUAUUUAUGUUCUAUAUGUGGGAAACAAUUCAACAGUAAAGGGAACUUAAAACAUCACUUCAUAACACACAAUUUUACAGGAGGAUUUCUAUGUGAAGUCUGUGGUAAAAGAUUUCAUCAUCAAUCUACUCUAGACAGUCACGUUAGAAUACAACACAAAGGGGAAUCCCCUUAUCAGUGCUCCAUUUGUAAUAAGAUGUAUACUUCUUCAGCUAGUUUGAAUAAUCAUUUUAGAGUUCAUUUUGAUGAUCGUCCCUUUGCCUGCAAAAUAUGUAAGAAAAGCUUUAAAGUAAAGAGGGCACUGCACAGACAUAUUAAUAUUCAUGUCCAGGACUCUCCGCUAACAAAUUGUGAAUUCUGUGGUAAACCUUGCGUUGACAGAGGUGCAAAGAUCACUCAUUAUAAACUUCAUUUUAAUCGUUUGUUUCAAAAAGCUGAAGUGAAAAAAACAAAUACUGAGAGUGGUGCUGAGCAGAUUCAGAUCUUGCAUUCCAUAUUAAAAAAUAACAGAGGUCUGAUCAAAAACCCAAAAUGUGAAAAUAGCCCAUCUACAUGUAAGUUAACAUACAAAGAACAGCGGAAUAAAUGGCAAGAAAGUAUGUUCAAAGAAAUUGUUGAGGUUCUUGGCACUGAGAAAAAAAACUUUAAUACACCAGUUAAAUUGAAGGACAUACCGAAAAUAGGUAUUAUACAAAAAGAUGUCUAUAUUGAAAAACCAAUUAUGAAACGACCACCAAAGAAAAUGAAAAUAAACCAUAAAAGAACUGCACAAAUUGUCAAUGAUGAAAAACAUACAGAGGAUAUUAAUAAUUCUGGUUGUCAUAGCAACCGUGCAAUCAACAGAUUAGAAAAGAUAACUAGCAAGAGUUCAGAUGUUUCUCCUAAUUCAGAAGCUAAUUCAAAGACAUCAGAAAAUAGUUUGAAUGAAAAAAAGGAUGGUGGUUUGAAAAAGAACUUAUCUGAGAUCAAAUUGACACAUAUUAAACAGGAAGCUGAGGAAAAUAAUAAAGCAUCAAGUGUUAACAUGGAUAAGUGUCCUUUGUCUGAAAAUAUCAGCAUUGAAAACGAAACCAAGGGAGAUAACAACGUGAAGCUUGAGAUUUAUGAUUUUAUUAAAAAGAUAGAUGAAACCGCUUUACAAAUAAAAGAUGAUAAAGCUUUGAAUUCUAUUCUUCAGUACUCAAAUAAUAUUACAAAAAACUGUUUUGAAACAAAUGAUGAAAAUUCAUCUGAAAAUGUGGAAACAAUUAUAAUGGGGGAUAACUCUUCUGGGUUGAAAGUUUCAGAUAUUGGUUCAUUGAAAGUGGAUAGCUCCUUUGAGAUAACAAAUGAUGGCACACAUGGUGAUAAUUUUACAAAAGAUGUUUUAUCAGUGGAACAUAAUUCAGACAUGAAUUUUAGUAGUAUGGAAGGCUUAUUAGAUUAUUCAUCAAUGGGUGAAAAUUCUUGUGUGUCAAUUGAGGAUAACAAAACAGCAGAAACGGAGAAACCAGAAGACAUGCUCUCACCUGUUACAGAUCAACAAGGAAAUGAGAUCGAUGAUACCAAUAGAGACAACAAGAAAACAUGUACCAGUCUGACUCAGGGGAAUACAUCAGAAUUACUACAGAACGGUUUAAAAGUUUUAAGAGUUAAUUUAACAAAAAUGGGGAAACAUGGUGGCAUAGCUAAAUCCUAUUUCUGUUCGGAAUGUGAUAAAGGGUUUUACUUGAAACGUAUGGUUGAUAAACAUGAAGCAAAGUGUCGAAAGGAUGAUGAAGAAAAAGAGAAAAAUUUCUGUCACAUUUGUGAUAAAGAAUUUAGUUCACGAAGUGGUAAAGCAAGACAUAUUGAAACAGUUCAUCCAUUUGAUGGCAUCAAGAAAUAUGCUUGUCAGAUAUGUGGGAAAAGAUUCUCACAAAAUAGUGCCAAAGUCCUUCACAUGAUUCGAGUUCAUCAGAAUGAGAAACGAUAUAAGUGUUCGGUGUGUAAAAUUCGUUACAAUAUAUUAGCUGACCUGAAAACUCACCAGAAAAAACAUAGAAGUAGAAUAAAGAAAUUCGGCUGUCAAUUGUGUGAUGGGCUUUUCAAUCGCAAGAGUGAUUAUGAUCAUCAUGUUGGAAGAGUCCAUCCAAUGUCAAGGCCGUAUAGAUGUGGAGGAUGCAUGAAAGGUUUUAAAACAGCAAAGGAAGUUAUGAAUCAUGGACAUAUUGAAAGAUGUAAAGCUGCAACACCAAAAAUAUUGAAAUUAGUUGUUGUAGAUGAAACUGAUUAAUUGAUAUCUAAUGACAAUUGAUACUGACAUUUAUAACAACUUAUUUUCAGAGUAUUGUACAAAUAGUAUCAUUGUUUGGUAAAAAAAAAGCUAUCUUUAUUUAUUAGAAGAGUAGGAGGGGGUAUAAUCCUGUAUUCCCGAAAAAAUAAAGUAUUCUUUCCCGGAUCCCGAAAAAUAAAUCUUCAAUUCCCUAGUCCCGAUAGGUGUAAAUCCCAAAUUCUAGCAAAAAUAAAGGCCCAAUCCUGAAUUCCUCCAAAAAUAAAGGUCCAAUCCCAACGUCCUGAAAAAGGUCCCUCCGCCCCUAAGAAAACUUUUCUCCUUUAACUACAUAUUUUUAGAGAAUUGUAGUAAUAGUAUGAUUGUUUGAUAAAAAUUAAGAAAUGAACACUAAAGAAUAACUUUAUUGCCCUUGCUGUGUAAAAUUUUUUCAAUCUACAACAUUCGCCCUGUAACAUAUACCUAUAUGUUACUGAAGUAUGUGAGAACAUUUUUUUUCAUUGUGACUACAUUAAUUUAGAGAUUAUUGCACAUAAGGCUAAAAUCUUCAAGCAUAUUUGAUAUAUUUCUGAUUUUAGAUUUAUUUGUUUUACAUAGAUAUAAGAAGAUGUGGUAUGAGUGCCAAUGAGACGACUCUCCAUCCAAGUCACAAUUUGUAAAAGUAAACC